Bemisia tabaci is the source of this 2747-nucleotide messenger RNA. NCBI's taxonomy places the organism in Eukaryota, Metazoa, Arthropoda, Insecta, Hemiptera, Aleyrodidae. The record is from RefSeq and is a predicted model, not a curated record.
CUCCGUUCUGCUCUGUUGCAUUAUCUCGGGAAAAGACACGGCUUUGACUUUGACAUUGACCGAGGUCCCAUGCUCGAACAUGAAUCUUUAUCUUGGUUUUUUCUUUGAUUUCUGGCCGAUCCUCAACGGUGUUACAACUUUUCCUUAUUUUGUCCAUUCUACAACCGGAACUUGUUCGAUUGGAAACAGUUGGAAUUGUGUGGUGGCAGUGUUUGGUCAUUUAAUUUAAGGAUAUUCUAGAGACUUGAACUGGAUAACCUGUAUUUUAAAAUCUAAGAGAGCAACGAAAGUAUGGACAUAAAGCCUAUGAUAAGCCCUGAAAGACUUGAACAAGACGCGGAACUCCUCCAGGAAUGGCUGGCCAAACAACCACACCUCCCAAAAAUAGAUGACAAAAAGCGGCUUAUAUGUUUCCUGCAUCACAACAAAUACAGCCUAGAAAAGACGAAACAAAAACUGGAGAAUUACUACACGCUCCGCAACAAAUACCCCGAGAUCUUCAAGAACCGAGACCCGCAUGGGCAAGCGGUAGCGCGAGCGCGAGUCUCUUAUAACGUGUGUUUGGCCAAAACUCUCAGCAAGGAUGGAGGAAGAAUCAUCUACGCACAGCCGAACUCUGACACGAGCAUCUACAAUAUAACGGAUUUCAUAACGUACGGGACGAUGGUCUGCGACCUGUUCUUCCUGGAGCACGAACUGCACCAGUACUCGGCCAACAUCACGGACUGCGCGGGCCUCCAGUACGGGCACCUGGUCCGAUCCCUGCCGUGGAUGAAAGCCGCCGUGGACAUAUUCCUCAACUGCUACGUCACCAGGUUCAAGGCUUUCCACAUGAUCAACGUCUCCCCCGGACUCGAGAUCGUCUUCACCGGCUUCAAGAACUUCCUCCCGGCCAAGUACGUCGACCGCUUCUACGUCCACACCUCCGCCGAGAGCCUCCUCAAAGUCGUUGAUAAGGAGCUUGUUUGUUCCGAGUACGGAGGCACAGGACCGUCUCUCGCCGAGUUGGAUCAGCACACCAUCAAACUAGUCGAGAAAUACAAGGACUGGUUUAUCGAAUCGGGCAACAUCUCUUCGAACGAACAACUGCGGCGAAAAGGUGAAAAUCAAGUUGAAGAGAUGAAAGGAUCCUUCAGGAAACUGGAAGUUGAUUGCGAGAAAAUGGUGGUUGAAGAGACAUCGGUUCAAGCCCCCUCGGCUGAGCGGCAGCAGGAAGACAUCGACCACCUGAUCGAUUGGAUGUCCAAGGAGGCGCAUCUGCCCAAAGUCGACGACAGAGAGUGGCUUCUGACCGUCCUCCACCACAACAAAUACAGUCUGGAGAAGACGAAGAACAAGCUGGAGAACUACUUCUCCUACCGGAACAAGUACCCGGAAGUCCUCCAGAACCGGGACCCCUCCGACAAGGACAUCGCGCAAGCUCGGCUGGCAUUCAACACUAGCAGUGCUGACAGGCUGACCAAGGAUGGAGGGAGGGUCCUCUUCUGCAGGUUCAGCCCGGACGCGAGCAUAUUCGACAUCCAGAACUACCUGAAAUACGGGGCGAUGGUGUGCGACCUGAGCUACCUGGAGCAUGACCGGCACGAGUACUGCAUGUCGGUCACGGACCUCAAGGACUACACGUACAUGCACUUCAUGAAGGCGCUGCCGGGCAUCAAGACCGGCGUCGACAUCUUCUUCGGGGCCCUCUCCUUCCGACUUCGGGCUAUUCACGUCAUCAACUGCGCCCCCGGCCUCGAGAAGUUCCUCAAUAUCUUCAAGGGCUUCCUCCCGGCCAAGUUUGCCGAGAGGUUCUAUGUCCAUUCCUCCACCGAGGAGCUGCUCAAGUAUGUUGAUGAGGACGUUGUUUGCAGCGAUUUUGGAGGCAAAGGACCCUCCCUCGCCGAUUACGACAAAUACACCGCAGAACUUCUGGAGAAACACCGGAAGUGGUUCCUAGAGCAGGACAACAUGCUUGUAGACGACACUUUGCGACGAAAGGGUCAAAAGCAAGUCGAAGAAAUGACAGGUUCCUUCAGAAAAUUAGAUGUAGACUAAUUUCUAUCUGCAGUGAAAUUUCCAGCGCCAGCAGCUGUAUUUAUCUAAAUUUAUAAUUUGGCAAUGGAGGCAAAUUUCACCUGCUAGAUGUUCCAAUUGAAAUUUUAGAUGCUUCUAGACUUUCAUUCAGUAUCUAUUGAUACAAAGCUUAAAAAGUUCAUAGAGAUAAAGUUAUGUCAGUCGAGUAAUUGUAAUAGACUUCAGGCGAUGGUUGGAAUCAUGAUUACCUGAUUAAAGGUCGCUUCGGUUGAAAACGAGAGUCUAUGUUAGGACGAGUCUGUCAUAAUUCUGAAAUUAAUGUCUUAUAUCAUAUUUUCAACUGACUCAGGCAAAUUUAAAGAGGAGAGGGGACGAAUUCAAUGCGGAGAUAAACUAUUUCAACCCAAAAAUUUCUGCAAAAAAAAUGGUUAUAUGAUAUGUCUUGUUUGCCUGGAAUAGUUGUAAAUAUGCUUCAGUUAGGGACUUAACUUUAUGGUGAGCGACCUUGCGUGAGCGAAUUGAAUUAUUAUUUUUUAUUUUUAUUUUUAACUGAAAAUUCAAAUGGGAGACUAAGACUUUAUUGCUGUGAAAAAUUUGUAUUAUAGGUAUGAGUAUGCUCUACUACUCAUUUGUAACAUAAUGUAUAUAUAUAACACGUCGAAUGUGUUUUCCUAUGUAUAUUCUAGUCCAAAAGACGUUUAAAGAAUGAAAUAAAUGAAAAUAUAAAAUAA